This is a messenger RNA of Salvelinus fontinalis (brook trout), 4105 nucleotides long. Its product is annotated as fibronectin type III domain-containing protein 4-like. Bases 620 to 1282 code for a protein of 220 amino acids. The transcript is spliced from 6 exons. The record is from RefSeq and is a predicted model, not a curated record. NCBI's taxonomy places the organism in Eukaryota, Metazoa, Chordata, Actinopteri, Salmoniformes, Salmonidae. Gene Ontology annotation, molecular function: protein binding.
GCUGCCUGCUGCCGACGCGCUGUCUGUAGCUUAUCGCGCUGCUGGAGCGCUGUCCGAGGUGCUUAAAGUCUCAACGCAUCCCCUCAUUGUCCUAAUCACAGGUUACCUGUAGCCUAGUCAUUGUACAUGAUACAUGACAAGCUCAUAGGAGAUUGAGAAUCACACUUGAAGAUGGCAUGAGCGUUCGAUUUUUGUGGAAGCCUCUUUUUAAAAAUAAAUCCUUGGAGACGAUCGAAGGCAACAGAACGCCGUGAGAUUUCAUUUGGACAAGACGGUUUGAGAAAGGACAGGAGGCGAGGAGGCUCUGCUAUCGGAGGGAUGGUUAACGAAUACAUAUUGGAUUGUUGUUGACAUGAAUGUACCGGGACAUGUUAACAGAAUGUUUGUGAAUGUGAUCUCUUUUGUCACACAUCUGAAGGUCGUUAACCUACUCUGAAUAGUGUAGUUGGACUCGGUUUCAACGGUCACUUCGGAUAAUAGGGAUGAUUCGUGAAAGGAAUUGUUGUCCUAAUUUGCUAUAAAUUGCCGUCAUUAAGUUGCCUACAAGUUGGGUACUUGAAGAAGAUCGGACAUUUAUGCAUUUUGGUCUAUAGAUCUGGGAAGAAUCAAACGCCAAGCCAUGUCUCGUCUGCUGGUGUUGGUGAACUGUGCAGUCCAGUUGCUCUUCACCAGCGACAUGUUUGUGGUCACAGCAAACCGUCCCCCUGCUCCCGUCAACGUGUCCGUGAUGCACCUGAGGGCCGACUCAGCCACGGUCUCCUGGGAGAUACCUGAGGGUGACGUCAUCAUCGGCUUCUCCAUUUCACAGCAGAGGCAGGAGGGCCACACCCAGCGCUUCAUCAGAGAGGUGAACACCACUAGCAGGAGCUGUGUUCUGUGGGAUCUGGACGGGGAGACCGACUAUAUUAUCCAGGUCCAGUCUAUUGGUCUGCACGGAGAGAGUCAGGCCAGCAGGAGGGUCCACUUCAGAACCCUCAAGAAGUCUGACCGCUUCCCCUCCAACAGCUCCAACCAAGAUGACCCUGCUGUGGAGGGAGUGGACAAGUCCCGACAGCUCCAGACUGGGGAGAUGAUCAUCAUCGUGGUAGUACUUCUCAUGUGGGCAGCUGUAAUCGCCUUGUUCUGCCGGCAGUAUGACAUCAUCAAGGACAACGACUCCAGCUCCGGUAAAGACAAGGUUAAACCGUCGUCGUUGGCGAGCACGCCAGAACACUGCUCCGGAGGACUGCUACGGAGCAAGUUUCAUCCAUCGCUACAAUCUAUCAACAUCAUGGAGGUUUGAUGGGAAAAGUGAAGAAGUCAUCUUCCCCCCUCCUUCUCCUCCUCCUCAUUCCUCCUUUCCUUCUCUCCUCCUCCUUUCCUUCUCUCCUCCUCCUCCUUUUCUUCUCUCCUCCUCCUCAUCCCUCCUUUCCUUCUCUCCUCCUCAUCCCUCCUUUCCUUCUCUCCUCCUCAUCCCUCCUUUCCUUCUCUCCUUCUCCUCAUCCCUCCUUUCCUUCUCUCCUCCUCAUCCCUCCUUCCUUCUCUCCUCCUCCUCAUCCCUCCUUCCUUCUCUUCUCUUCUCCUCCUCCUUUUCUUCUCUCCUCCUCCUCAUCCCUCCUUUCCUUCUCUCCUCCUCCUUAUCCCUCCUUCCUUCUCUCCUCCUCCUGUUCCCUCCUUUCCUUCUCUCCUCCUCCUCAUCCCUCCUUCAUUCUCUCCUCCUCCUCAUCCCUCCUUUCCUUCUCUCCUCCUCAUCCCUCCUUUCCUUCUCUCCUCCUCAUCCCUCCUUUCCUUCUCUCCUCCUCCUCAUCCCUCCUUUCCUUCUCUCCUCCUCCUCAUCCCUCCUUCCUUCUCUCCUUCUCCUCAUCCCUCCUUCUUUCUCUUCUCCUCCUCUUCUUCUCUCCCCCUCCUCAUCCCUCCUUUCCUUCUCUCCUCCUCCUCAUCCCUCCUUUCCUUCUCUCCUCCUCCUCCUCCCUCCCUUCCUUCUCUCCUCCUCCUCAUCCCUCCUUUCCUUCUCUCCUCCUCCUUAUCCCUCCUUCCUUCUCUCCUCCUCCUCAUCCCUCCUUUCCUUCUCUCCUCCUCCUCAUCCCUCCUUCAUUCUCUCCUCCUCCUCAUCCCUCCUUUCCUUCUCUCCUCCUCAUCCCUCCUUUCCUUCUCUCCUCCUCAUCCCUCCUUUCCUUCUCUCCUCCUCCUCAUCCCUCCUUUCCUUCUCUCCUCCUCCUCAUCCCUCCUUCCUUCUCUCCUUCUCCUCAUCCCUCCUUCCUUCUCUUCUCCUCCUCUUCUUCUCUCCCCCUCCUCAUCCCUCCUUUCCUUCUCUCCUCCUCCUCAUCCCUCCUUUCCUUCUCUCCUCCUCCUCCUCCCUCCUUUCCUUCUCUCCUCCUCCUCAUCCCUCCUUUCCUUCUCUCCUCCUCCUCCUCCUCCUCCCUCCUUCUCCUCCUCCCUCCUUUCCUUCCCUCCUCCUCCUCCUCUCUGAUGAAGACAGAACGUUGGACGGAACAAGCCAUUAUCUUAACUGCCACCACAAGGAGCGACUGGCAAUGCCCGUCGGCCACGUUAAUCUAGCAAAGGACACACACACACACACACACACACACACACACACACACACACACACACACACACACACACACACACACACACACACACACACACACACACACACACACACACACACACACACACACACACACACAGACACACUUUCUCCUGCAGGUUCAUUGUGCAUACUGUAAUGUUAACACAUGUUUCAGUUAACGUUAAAGCAUUUGCCAUAUAGAUACUUGGUUAGCAAUGGCAAAACACUUGUGGCCAUCUGUGUCCUCGUGAUUUCAUGAGCAGGUUAUUUUUUAAAUAUUGUCUAGCUGGACUGACUCCCUGCUCUUCUAUUCUUGGUUAAAUAUCCUGUCAUUUUUCAGCUUUUUGUUUCUCCUAAUUCUCUUCCCUUAGUUGUUCUGCUUAUCCUAAUUCUCUUCCCCCUUAGUUGCUCUGCUUUUCCUAAUUCUCUUCCCUCUUAGUUGCUCUGCUUUUCCUAAUUCUCUUCCCUUUCAGUUAGUUUUUCUGCUUUUCCUAAUCCUAUUCCCACUUAGAUAGUUUUCAGGUUUUUGCUUAUCCCAACCCUCUUCCCCCUUAGUAAAUGUUUCUGCUUUUCCUAAUCCUCCUCAUCCUUAGAUCGCUUUUGUACAGUCAAUAUGAUCCAAUGUGGUUGCUACAAAUCAUUUGAUAAUUCUUCAAGUAGUUAUCACAGGUGAAAUAUUGUGAUUGGAAUCAAACCGUAGAAUAUAGCCAAGCCAUGUUAAUACGUGUAAAUGACAUGAAGUAGUUGUGGACAUAAAGUAGUUAUGGAUGAAACAGCAGACCAUUCCCCAACACAUUAAUGACCCAUGACUGUACAGUAUGGUAAAGAAAGUUUCCAUACGUUGAUUACUGGAGGGCGCAUGCUAGUCUUUCACCUGUCGGGUUAGCAUGAAAAGAUGCCCAAAAAUAAAUGUUAUUUAUGUUAUUAUCGUCCUCCUUCCUCUUAGUGAGGAACUUGUUUGUCUGUUCAUACCUUUUGUGUUUUGACCAUAUUGUAAAUAUCCUGAUCACUGUGUUUUACCUGACUUAGCGAACCAGAGUCUGGUUUUUUUUCAGCUGCCCGGAAGGUACGAUUAUGAUGUAACAGGAAGUGUUCCGAGUUCUAGUCAAUUGACUACUGCUAAAAACAGAUGACAUGUUUUCUAUAUUGUUUUCUAUAUUGAUUAUACAUGAAUUUCUUUAGGAAUGAAGUGAAGUAAAAGUAAAAAUUAUCAAAAAUAUAAAUAGUAAAGUAUAGUUGCCCCAAAAAACGAAUAAAGUAGUACUUUAAAGUAUUUUUGACCACUUUUACUUUUACUUCACUACGUUCCUAAAGAAAAUCAUAUACUUUUUACUCCAUAUAUUAACCCCUGACACCCAAAAGUACUCGAUACAAUUUAAAUGCUUAAGAGGACAGGAAAAUGGUCCAAUUCACACACUUCUCAAGAGAACGUCCCUGGUCAUCCCCACUGCCUCUGAUCUGGCAGACUUAUUAAACACAAAUGCUUCGUUUGUAAAUCAUGUCUGAGUGUUGGAGUGUGCCCCUGGCGUUCCGUAAAUAAAAAAAUCAAGAAAA